AUUCGACUUCUCUCUUCUCACCUUAAAGCUUCUGUCUUUAUAUUCUUCUUAGCUCGUAGUUAAGCAAUUCCUCUUUGAGGUUUAGAGACAUGUCUUAUAUUCCACCACAUAAGCGACAUUCGAAGGAUCCGGCCAAACCUUCCCCUGUUCCAGAUUCUCUUGUUACAAAAUUCAAGAAAAACCUCGACUUUAAUAGUAGCAGUGAUAAACACAACAAGAUUAUCUAUUCAGGAGAUUCCAUUUCCAAAUGGUUUCUUGUUGGUUCAAACGGAAUUGAGGAUGAUGUUCCUUCGUAUGUUAAGUUUGUGCCCUUGUCCUCUGAUUCUGUCGAGUGCAGAAAAGGAGCAAAGCCUUCAAUACUGAUGAACAACAAUGUCCAAAAUGUGAAUAUGAAUAUUGGAGAGGGCAAAGAUGAGAGAACUCAGUGGCAAUUAGUAGCUGACAAGGUUAUGGAGGAUCUUGUGUUGGCAUAUGAGCGAGCUAAGACUGAAAUGGAGGAGCGUCAUCAUGUAUUGAGAUUGGUUGCUCGGUCUGGUAAAAUUUUAUUCUAUGGGAGUCAAGCUGGUCCUGUGGCUGAAUGUUCACUAAAAAACUUGAAUAAGAUGUUCUCUACGGAUGUCCCAGUGUCUUGCUUACAAUACAUCAAAUCUAAGGUUGUACCAAGCCAUGGAUUCUCUAUUGAUGUGGAAAAGGAAACAUACACUGUGAAGGUAUCGCAUUAUACUCGUCCCCAUGCAACCAUCAACUGUAAAUGUACCCUUAAGGAAGAUGGACGGCUCAGUAUGUACAAGGCUGAGCUUAAUCCUGUAAGGCAUAUGGUUGUUGAUGUGUCAUGCAUCGAUAAGAAUCUUGACAUGAGACUGAUGCUCGCUGCCAAAAGGAAAAUGACGUCUCUCACUAAUAAAGAGAUGAGCAACAUUAAAGCGCUAUUGGAUUCAGCAACUGUUGAUCCAAAUGUAAAAGGCGGUUUAAAGUGGCCAUUAGGUAAAGCUUCAUCUGAAGAUGGAUACAGAGUAUUUGAAGCUUGUCACGUUAGAGCUACUAUCUACAAAAAUCAAACUCUAAGGCUUAGGGUAAGAGAGACUGAUAGAUUCAAUGAGAGAAUUGGAACAGGGGAAAUCAAGAGGGAGGUGACUCUGAUACUUAAAGACCUAAACUCUAAGUUACAGGAGCAGAACACUGAGAGGGGUGAUGUUUUGGAGAUGCUACGAGAUACUCUUGGAACUAUAUGGGACUUCUUGCAUUGCGAUGCCUAUCUUAUGUGAUGGAGAACAAUAUGAUGUUUGCUCGUUCUAUCGGGUUUCUUUUUUUCUUUCUGCUGUGUUUUGGUACAAUAAUGUUUAAGGUUGUGAAGGAAUGAUGUUUAAGGUUGUGAAGGAAUGAACUUAUGUGUGACAA
Messenger RNA from Arabidopsis arenosa, 1398 nucleotides. NCBI's taxonomy places the organism in Eukaryota, Viridiplantae, Streptophyta, Magnoliopsida, Brassicales, Brassicaceae. The record is from the annotation of a GenBank genome assembly.